Endocarpon pusillum Z07020 is the source of this 2898-nucleotide messenger RNA. RefSeq lists its product as uncharacterized. Lineage: Eukaryota; Fungi; Ascomycota; Eurotiomycetes; Verrucariales; Verrucariaceae. The coding region runs from base 1 to 2898 and encodes 965 amino acids. The transcript is spliced from 2 exons. Gene Ontology annotation, biological process: regulation of DNA-templated transcription. Gene Ontology annotation, cellular component: nucleus. The record is from RefSeq and is a predicted model, not a curated record. Gene Ontology annotation, molecular function: DNA-binding transcription factor activity; transcription cis-regulatory region binding.
AUGCCGCAGGAGAAUGAUGAAGGAGAAGCGCAAAAAGUGAACGGAUCAGAGGAAUCCGCGAGGAUGUCUCGGCAAACUGAGCCCAAAAGCCAAGGUGUCAAGCGUAAGCGAAAAAGAUCCAGCCAAGGGGAGCCGCAGCCCAAAAAGCAGAAGUCUAGCCCUUUGCCAACGCUUGAGCUUCCCAAUAACUCGAGAGCUUCUUCUCUAGAAGAAGAGGACGGCGACGAUGGCGGGAACCAACGCAGCACCACUAGAGCCCCUUCCAGAACACCAAAUGAGAUGCUCACAUCAAUAUCCAAAAAGAAUAGGAAGGUUAAAAGGCGGAGGGUAGUCCCUCCUCAGGCAAACAAGGACCAAGAUGAGCACAGCAAUCAUCGUGAGCCCGAGGACUCAGAAGCGUCCGAAGAAGAUGAGACACGCUCACACGCGGGCACCGAAUCUGAACUGACGUGCACUAUCUGCGGCAGGCAGUUCCGAAACCAACAGCAUCUUACGCGUCACAUGAGGAAUCCCAACGUACACAAGAAGAGGCAUACAUGUGAAUGCACAGAAGGCUUCUUCCGAGAGGAUGAUCUGAAAAGGCAUCAAAGGGAUUCUGGUCACAAGUCCAGGGUUGGCCCUGCAACAGGCCCCUUCACCGACAAGGAGAAGGCUAAGCUGACUCGAUUUAAGCGGCGUAUCUGCAACGAUUACUCGGUCUCUGAAUUUGACUUUAAUACGCUUAUGACCCUGCUUGGCCGGCGUGAUGGAAGUGAGUGGCCUAAUCCUGACGUGACAAGGGCAGAGCUUCGAGGCAUGUUCUACGAUGUGCUGCCGGAUCGAUCUAGAAAGUCCCUGAACAGGUACCGUGAGCGCUACUUUCAGAACGUGGAGCAGGACACCGAAUGGACCGAAGAGCAGAUCAAUGACUUAAGGAAUUUGGUCCAGGAAAAGGGAAGGAAAUGGGUUGAGAUCGCAGAAAUAUUAGGUCGAACCCAGGAUUCUGUUUACCAGAAAUGGAAAAACAGGAUUAGGCAAGGAGAUGCGCAAAGAUUUGAGCGUUGGGAAGAAGGUGAGAAAGAAGCGUUGAUCAUGGCGGUGCGAGAAUGCAAGACUGCUGCGAAAGUGCCACUGGACUUUUCAUCUGACGACAAGGUAAACUGGACAGCGGUCAGUGAUCGACUAGGGAAGACGAGAAAUGCACAGCAAUGUUCUACUUUCUGGAAGAGGGUGUACAGGCCGAGGGAGGAAGCAAAGGCACGCGGACAGGAUAUAAAACCCUUGCCUUCCGGACGCAGCAAACCAGAGCCUGCUAAAGCCCGGCAUCAAACUCGUCGUACAGCCACGAGAGACGGCAAGUCAGUGGAGGUCAUAACACCUCGAAGGAAGAUCAAAAGUGCUAUGUAUGUCACGGAUUCUGAUGAAGAGAACAACGUUUCAGUCGGCAAUACACAAUUGAAGAAUGUCAAUCAAAAGUCCAGUUUAGAGGCACAUUCGAUGACGUCCAGCCAAGGUACCGAGUCAGAACAAGACCAAGAUGGUGUAGAAGAGGCAGAUACAGAAAAGCAAGAAAGAUCCCACGAAGAUGAAGAUGAGGACCGAAGUGACAAUAACGGCGAAAUCGAUUCAUCAUCAAAAAGGCCACAACGGAAAAGAUUGAUUGAGGUAUUGAUACCACCUCCAGCUUCAUCGAAGCACUUUCCAGAGCAGCAGACAACCUUGAAUGGCUCUUUUCAAGCAGUGAAUAGGCGGAACCAUGAGUCUGAUCAGCCCCCCAGCCAUAAUCGAACGAACCUUCCAAUAGAAAGCGAAGCAGUUCCGCUAAGAUCAUCCCAGACGCCAAAAACACCUCGGCUUCCAUCAAUCUCAAAGAGAACUCCGCGACAAGUAACAACGCUCAGUCAAGCAUUCAAUAACACCCAAGCACCUACAUCAGCCAGAACGGCAGGUCGCUCCACUCCGAGCAUGCACUCAAGAGAAGAUCAGCCCUCUCCCAAGAUUCAAAUACAACCGAGGCCGUUGCUGGAAGAAGAGCUUUCUGUUUUGGAGCCGGAAGAGGAGGACGACAGUCAAGCCCAGCAGCAGCAGGAACCCAGGGAGCACCGGGUAGUGGAGUUUUCUAACUACGAUAGUGAAGCUGAAGAUUCAAAUGAGGAACGGCCUCCCGAGAUGUUCAGUAGCGCAGCUCCACCUCCAGAUGGAGUCGAGUCCGAAACAGCAUCAGAUUCAGAAUCUCAGUCAUCAGAUGAUGAUGAGCAACCACCUCAGAUGUUCAGCAGCGUCGCAACGGGAGUACAGAAGGAUUUAGAAGCCGUCGAAUCAGGGUCCGAAGAGUCUGAAGAAGAGGAACCCCCUCUAAUGUUCAGCAGUGCCCCACUUCCUCUUCCUCUUCCCAAUACAGCGAGACAGGCACACAAUGCCAACGGAUCAGACACCGAAGAAGCCGAAGAAGACGACGAACCACCACCCGAAAUGUUCACCAGCGCUCUCCCAGACCACGACCCUGCUGCGCGAUCCGAAGCUUCCUCCUCAUCAGGAGACGCACCAACCAUUUUCCCCGAUGAAUCCGAUAGCAAUGACGGCGGACCCGAUGAGAGUAACACUGGUACUGGCCAUGGUACUGAUUCCGGUGUUGACGGCGACCAGUCCAUGGUCGAUGCGGCUCAAGGUGACUUUUUCGCCAACCUGGAGGCUUCAGCUCGGAAAGUGAGAUCGUUCAGGCAGGACCGGGAGCGGGAGCGGGAGAUGAAGCUGAAGCUGCGGAAUGUGAACGUGGGGCGGAAGAGUGGUGAGGAUGGUGCAUAUGGGAGUGGGAAUGGGACAGCUGAGGGGGGGAGGAGCAGGAAAAGGGGGACGAAGAAGAAGAAGAAGGAAGUUUUUGACGUUAGUAGUAGUGACGAGGAGGAGGAGGAGUGGUGA